AUGAGCGGACGGCAAAGAACUCUUUUUCAGACAUGGGGCGCAAGCCUCUCCCGAUCUUCUGGGGCUCCCGGUUGCAGCUCUGGAACUGAGCGGCCUCAGAACCCUGGCAACUCUAGGGCGCGUUUUCCUGCCAACGCAGAGGCUGCCGGUGCGCAGCCGGAGCCUGACGAUGAUGUGUUGCUGGUCGCUGUGUAUGAGGCAGAGAGGCAGCUGAGUCUAGAGAAUGGCGGGUUCUGCACCUCAGCGGGCGCCCUGUGGAUUUACCCUACUAAUUGCCCAGUGCGGGAUUACCAAGUGCACAUCGCCCGGGCCGCUCUGUUCUGUAACACGCUGGUGUGUCUGCCCACCGGGUUGGGAAAGACCUUUAUUGCCGCCGUGGUCAUGUACAAUUUCUACCGCUGGUUCCCGUCUGGCAAGGUAGUCUUCAUGGCCCCCACGAAACCUUUGGUGACACAGCAGAUUGAGGCUUGCUACCGAGUGAUGGGUAUCCCGCAGUCCCACAUGGCCGAAAUGACAGGAUCUACUCAGGCUUUCACCAGGAAGGAAAUAUGGUGCAGUAAGAGAGUCAUUUUUCUUACACCUCAAGUCAUGGUAAAUGAUCUUUCUAGAGGAGCUUGUCCUGCUGCUGAAAUAAAGUGUCUAGUUAUUGAUGAAGCUCAUAAAGCUCUUGGGAACUAUGCUUAUUGCCAGGUUGUAAGAGAACUGGUCAAAUAUACAACUCACUUUAGAAUAUUGGCUCUUAGUGCCACACCAGGUAGUGAUAUAAAGGCUGUGCAACAGGUUAUUACUAACUUACUAAUUGGGCAAAUAGAACUUCGUUCUGAAGAUUCUCCUGAUAUUUUGCCAUACUCCUAUGAAAGACGAGUUGAAAAGAUUGUUGUUCCCCUUGGUGAAGAGCUUGCAGCCAUCCAAAAAGCAUAUGUACAGAUUUUGGAAUCAUUUGCCAGUUCUUUGAUUCAGAGGAAUCUUUUGAUGAGAAGGGAUAUCCCCAAUCUAACAAAAUACCAGAUAAUUCUGGCAAGAGAUCAAUUUAGGAAAAACCCACCUACAAAUUUUGUGGGAAUUCAACAAGGUAUAAUUGAAGGAGAAUUUGCUCUUUGUAUUAGUUUGUAUCAUGGUUAUGAAUUAUUGCAACAAAUGGGAAUGAGAUCAUUGUAUUUCUUCCUUUGUGGAAUUAUGGAUGGAACUAAAGGAAUGACUCGGACAAAAAAUGAACUUCACCGCAAUGAGGACUUCAUGAAACUCUACAGUCAUCUAGAGUGCAUGUUUGCACAUACACGUAGUACUUCAGCAAAUGGCAUUUCUACUACCAAAAAUGGAGAAAAAGAAUUUUUCUAUAGUCAUCCUAAAUUAAAGAAAUUAGAAGAAAUUGUAGUUGAACACUUCAAGUCAUGGAAUGCUCAAAACACGUCCGAAAAGAAAUGUGACAAGACCAGAGUUAUGAUCUUCUCUUCAUUUCGAGAUAGUGUUCAAGAAAUUGCAGAAAUGCUUUUACAGCAUCAGCCAAUUAUUAGAGCAAUGACUUUUGUUGGCCAUGCCUCAGGGAAGAGCAUGAAGGGUUUUACUCAGAAGGAGCAACUGGAGGUAGUGAAACAAUUUCGUAGUGGUGGUUACAAUACAUUGGUUUCCACUUGUGUUGGUGAAGAAGGUUUGGAUAUAGGAGAAGUUGAUCUCAUAAUAUGUUUUGAUGCGCAGAAGAGCCCAAUCCGUCUUAUACAACGAAUGGGUAGGACUGGCCGCAAACGUCAAGGCAGGAUCGUUGUUAUUCUUGCUGAAGGACGUGAAGAACGUACAUAUAAUCAAAGUCAGUCCAACAAAAGAAGUAUUUAUAAAGCUAUUUCAGGUAAUAGACAGGUCCUUCAUUUUUACCGAGCAAGUCCACGAAUGGUUCCCGAUGGAAUCAAUCCAGAAUUACAUAAAAUGUUCAUCACACAUGAUGUCUAUGAACCAGAAAAGCCUUCUCGGAACUUGCAGCGAAAGUCAUCUGUUUUUUCCUAUAGGAAUGGUAAAUAA
Molecule: messenger RNA, 2013 nt
Organism: Pteronotus mesoamericanus
Lineage: Eukaryota; Metazoa; Chordata; Mammalia; Chiroptera; Mormoopidae
Product: Fanconi anemia group M protein-like
Exons: 11
Coding region: 1-2013 (670 amino acids)
Biological process (GO): interstrand cross-link repair; double-strand break repair via synthesis-dependent strand annealing
Molecular function (GO): four-way junction DNA binding; 3'-5' DNA helicase activity; ATP binding
Source: RefSeq, a predicted model, not a curated record